AUGCAGAAGAUCCUCCGCCGCGUGGCCACCGCCGAGCGGGUGGCCGCGAAGCGCAAGAAGGCGAAGGACCUGAAGUUUUACAAGAAGGAAAAGAAGGAGAGUGUGGGCCAGAGCCGCCAGCAGCUCGGCAUGGUGCGGGAGGACUUCGAGAGGGCGAAGAGGGCAAUCCGGGACGACUGGGCUCUGGGCCCGCUGGCGCCGCGGAACGACGUCGGCGAGUGGGACAGCGCCCACGGCACCGUACACGAAGCCCGUUUCCGCGGUCAGGGCGGCUUGUCACUGGCCAUGCGCAACCGCCGUUGCCAGUGGGCAGGCGGCGCCUACAACUUAAACAUCGCUGUCGGUGACCGCGUCGUGCUGCUCGACGGCCCGGAUAAGGGACGCAUAGGCCUGAUCCGGGAGAUCGACCCCAUGAGGGCUGAGGUCGUGGUUGCCGACCUAAAUAAGAGCAAUAUCAGAAUAGCACAAGAACUACGCCCAGAGGGCGACGAGAAGACCGCCGCGCUGAACAUCGAACUCCCGAUCCCCAUCUCAUCCAUCCGACUCGUACAUCCGAUGAAGGACCCGACGACAGGCGUGACGAAGGACGUCAUCAUCAACCAGCUGGUGCACGGGAGCAAGCUGCACGACCGCGUGUCGGGCAAGAAGGCGUGGAAGCGCGUCGUGCCCGGGCUCAACGUGAACAUCCCGUGGCCGCGCAAGGGCGAGGACUCGACGCGUGACACCAAGGCCGACACGCUGCGCAUCGACGUCGAGGCCAAGACGUUCGUGCCGACGCUGCUGCGCCCGCCCAUGCCCGAGACCGUCAUCGACGAGCUGCGCGGCCGCUACAGCCGCUUCCGCACGCGGCACGAGCCCGAGUACAUCGCCCGCCUCGAGGCCGAGGCGCAGGCCAAGAAGGACCGCGCCAAGCUCAUGGAGAGCAUGCGCACCCCGCUGCAGGAGCUGCACCGCGCCGAGCGCGCCAACAACAAGAAGAAGGGCAAGCCGCGCCUCACCGUCGAGAUGCUCGAGAAGAUCGGCGAGGUCAUCGCCAAGAACCGCGAGAGGACCCUCAACGCCGCCGGUGUUUCAGGUGCUGGUCGUGCGUCGACGAGUGGCAGUGGUGGGGGCUUGCCGCCUGCACCUCAGGUCGGUGGUGAGGGUGUUGUACCGCCUACGAUCAUCGAACCGACAAGUCAGGAGACAGCUCCGCCUUCACCGUCUGCGUAG
Molecule: messenger RNA, 1212 nt
Organism: Anthostomella pinea
Lineage: Eukaryota; Fungi; Ascomycota; Sordariomycetes; Xylariales; Xylariaceae
Source: the annotation of a GenBank genome assembly